Messenger RNA from Periconia digitata, 2226 nucleotides. The record is from the annotation of a GenBank genome assembly. Lineage: Eukaryota; Fungi; Ascomycota; Dothideomycetes; Pleosporales; Periconiaceae.
GCGCAGACUGUUGAAAUAUUCUUCCUUACAUCUCUCGCUCUAUCAAUCGAUAUCAUGGCGAGGCGCUCCGCCAGGCUUCUGAAGCGAUCGCCCACUCCGGCCGAGGAGUCAAUCUUAAGCAACGCGAGUUGGGAGACUGCGCACUCCGAGCUAUCGCCUCCACGCAAUGAGCGUCUUCCCUCCGUUGUAGAGGACCACGAACCUGCCUUAGAGACACCGCAAAAGCCUGUUGCGCAGAAGCCAGACACGGCUGUCAAAGCACAGAAAGCGUCCCAACUGCCGCAGACGGAGCACACCCCGACCUCGCUCACUCCUGCAUCUACCGCCUGUCAAACGCCCAAGAACCGUACUCCCAUUUUGCCGGCUACUCAAGAAAUGCACCCAGCUUUGCAUCACCCGACUACGGCCAAGAUGUUGGAUGAGGCGCGUUGGCUCGGUUUCCAGAACAUGGGCGCUCAUACUGCACCACCAAAAGCUGCUUCGUCAGCUGUAGGACAAGGCACUCCUUCCAAGACACCGGCAUCUUCCAAAACUCUUCCCGGCGCAGCGGAAGAUGCGAAGAGCCCUUCGUCUGCUUUCAAAUUUAGGUUCCGCAUGAAGUCGCCUUUCUCUGGCCUUAGCCCUUCCUCGAGCCGCGUUUUGAACAACGGUGGGGAGAAGAGCACUGCUAGUGCACGUGAUUUGUUCAAGGCAGACGAGUUCACUGCUCCGGUGGACAUGGAUACCAAGCGCAAGACCGCUGUACCAAAGGGCAAGAUGAAGCGCUUCAGCGACGUACACAUGAAACAGUUCAAGAAGAUGGACUCUAUCGCGAACCACCCGUCGUCCUUCCGCACCGUACAACUCGUCAACACGCCGUUGAAGAAGUCGUCCUCUAGAGCCGAUCUUAGCAAGCCUGAGUCCAGUGGAACCGCAAACAACAAGUUGAAGCGAACACAAUCUAAGAUGAAUUUGUUGGACACCGUUACAAAGGGAGCUGGACCUGCCUUAGGUCGCAUUACCUCAAAUACGGACACGGAAGAACUUCAACCCAAAGUUGCUUUUACACCGUUGAAGCGCACUCAGUCGAAAACGGACCUCGGUGGUUCCAGCCUCCCUCGUUUUCAGUCGACUGUACGAAUGGUCCCUCCUUCGCGCGACGGACGCCCCCUCUCACGGGACAAUGACAACCCUUUCGCCAAACGGGUCAAACGCACCGAAAACGACGAUGCUGCGACUACACGCCCGGCCUCCCGUAGUGGUAGAUCCGAAGCGAGCAAACCCAACAUUGCAAAGGUUGCAACACCUGCCCGAAAGAUUACUUCUCAAACUGCCCUCCCACGUUUCGCUUCGAGACUGAUGACGCCGACCAAGGCAUCUUUGGCGCGAUCCCACACGGUCAAAGCAGUCAAGUCUCAGUCUAUGAUUCCUUCGCUUCUCAAGUCCCCAUCAACCACAAACCUUUUCUCGCCCACUAACAUUGGCCAAGCGAUGAAAGAUGGUGUGCGAGAUGGUAUGCGGAAGACGAGCAACUCCCUGCAAAAGGUCAAGUCUAUUCUCCGUACCCCAAAUCCGAAAUUCUCCAACGACAUCAGCAAGAUUGCUGCAGGUACCCACAUGUCACCUCCUACGGAUGAUCUAUACAAGCCUCUUCCUAUCGCCCCCCAGACUGUCCCUGCGAAGAAGCACGUUCUUUUCAGCAGCAGCACUCUCGAGCGAGACAAUCAGGAGGACUGGGCCAAAUCACCCUCGCCAAUGAAGCUCCGAGCUGGCUCUGAAAUCCCAGCUGGCGCUGUUGUCUAUCCGUCUCUUCAAGGCGGCGGCGAUGUUGAGUACCCUACCAUCCACGAAGAUUCGGAAUCAAGUGCCGCUUCUCCGUCCCGCCGCCUCACAUUUGGUGACGUCGAAGCGAACAAGCCCAGCGAGUUCUCGUUCCAAUCCAGCAAAGCCAUUGAUUUUGGUCCUGCCUCCACUGGCACCAUACGCGUUGUACGCAAGAGUAACGCCUCUUCCAUGUUCGACGGCAAGAAGCGUAGGCUCAAUGCCGUUGAGGAGAGCUCGGACAAGGAGAACAGUGCACCGGCACAGCAAGAUGGGGGUCGUUCCGCCAAGAAGGCGAAGAUUGCCCCGACCGAGCCUUCCAAGACUCCAUCUAAGCUGCCCCGUCGUACUCCCAACAAGCGCGGAAGCGCCCUCAGCAAGUCUAGGCUUGCUUUUCUAUCCACUCCCAAGCGUUCAAAAGCCUGA